AAGCGCCUCGUGAACUUGGCAGAUACUAGGUGAAGGCUGGAAGCAUGGGAUACUUCGGUACAUUUGCUUUCCUUUACCUUUUGAACCCGCUUUGCAUAAUAGCUGAAAACUGUGCAGAUGUUGGUGCCACAGCUGGCUGUCACCGCUGCGCUGAAGACUCCUUUCUCUGCGCCUGGUCGGGAACGUGCCUGCCUAGAGAUAAACUGUGUGAUGGCACCACAGACUGCCCCGAUGGCCUGGACGAGCUUGCAGACAAGUGCAACAAAACUCGGCCUGCCCCCUAUGUCUGCCCCGACAGCGAGUUCAUGUGCCGGAGUGGGCAGUGCAUUCCCCAUUCCUGGAGGUGUGAUCACACCAAGGACUGUGCUGAUGGGAGUGAUGAGGAGGACUGUGAUCGGAACGAGUGCCUGGAAGACAAUGGCGGCUGCUCUCACCUCUGUAUAGACCAGCCCAUGGGCUUCGUGUGUGACUGUCCCAGUGGCAUGAGACUGAUACAAGACACCCAGUGUGAGGAAAUCGACGAGUGUCUCGACACUGACUUGUGUAGUCAGGUGUGUGUCCAUGUCAAUGGAAGCUUCACUUGUGAGUGCCAUGCAGGCUACAGGAAAAUCCCGCAGAUGGGGGAAUGUAGGGCUGAAGGUGAAAUGGGCCUGGUAGCACUGAGCAGUUUGGAAGGAGUGUGGCAGGCUGACACUGCUGGAUCAGAACACAGGCUGUUGGCAAGCGGGAACCUGGGCUAUGGUCCCCUGGCUGCUUUCACUGCAAAACACACUCUGUACUGGGGUGAUUCAAAAAAGGGAGCCAUCUACGGGAUAUCCCUGGAUGGAAGCUCCCAGAAGCCUGUGCUUGUGCUGGCUGGCCUUGGAGCUGUUCGUGGACUGGCUGUGGACUGGUUUCAUGAACUUCUCUAUUGGACUGAUGCAAGCACCUGUUCCAUCAAUGUGGCGCCUCUUAGUGGGUCUGCUCAGCGCCUCCUGGUUGGUGGACUCUCUAAACCAACUGGCGUUGCUGUAGAGCCAGUGGAAGGUUUGCUCUUCUGGGCAGACAGUGGCAGCUCUGCCAGGAUUGAACGGGCUAACUUGGAUGGUCAAGACAGGAUGGCAUUGGUCACUUCAGCUAUACAGAACCCUGUCGCUAUCUCUCUGGACAUACCUCGUCAUCUCCUGUACUGGGUGGACUCUGGGCUGCGUACCAUCUCCAGAGUUGGGUUGGAUGGGCACCACCGCAAAACAGUGCUGGAGUCCAAUGGAUACCUUGACAAACCUUUUGGCCUCACGGUAUUUGAGGGGCAGGUGUUCUGGACCGAUAAGGAAACGCACUCGCUGUGCAGUGUAGACAAACACAAUGGCACUUCCUUCAGGGUCCUGCUGUCUAAUGUCAGGUCCCCUGGAGGUCUGGUGGUCAUUCACCCUGUUCUGCAGCCAAAGGGCCAAGGUGUGUGUGGACGGCCAGGGCAUGUGUGCCCUUUCCAGUGUGAGCCCCGGCUCUUUGGUGUAGAUCUCCCACAUUUCUUCUGCUUGGUGCCGAAGGGUGGAGUUGAAGGCCAGAAUGAAUCUCACCCAGUGGAAGCUGCAGCCUUUCCUGAUACCACAUCUGCAGGGCUUCUUUCAUUGCUUGUUGUCCUCAGUGUGAUUCUAGCUGGUUUAACACUGUGGUGGUGCAGAGCAGAGUUGAGCCCCUCUAGGACCAUCGGGCUGCACACCAGUAUCUCCCUGAAAGAAUCUCAAGAUCCCCUUGUUCCUUGUGGGCUCUCUGAGUCUGAACCUCUCAAGGACACGCUGCUGAACAUGGAUGAAGUCUCCAGAUGAAUUGAGCUAGCCACCACGUGACACUUGGGCUUGUUUGUCUUUCCUGCUGCCUUCCUAUUGUGGGGCUGUGAGUUUCUUGAAACUGUGUCCUUUCCGUUGCAGUUAAAAAGUACCGAUUCCGUUGCAUUACAGCGAAUUCACUCUUGCACUCAAGUGUGAGUCUGUCUGUCUGUUGUCUCUUACACACUACACUGUAUGUUGAAGACGGGUAAAUGGGGGCUCCUUAAGUACAUUUUACAUAUGAUCCAUAUGUGUGCCACUGAAGUAUUUCUUUCAUGGCGGCUGAUGACAAUGUCAUGUAGUGCUGUAUUUAGUGCCACUAGGUGGCAGAGAAGCGCACACUCCAGCAUAAAGCACUAUAGUAAUUUGUCUUCAUACUGCUGAAGCAGGCAGUUUCAGCAAGUGUAUUUAUUUGAAAG
Molecule: messenger RNA, 2227 nt
Organism: Scleropages formosus (Asian bonytongue)
Lineage: Eukaryota; Metazoa; Chordata; Actinopteri; Osteoglossiformes; Osteoglossidae
Product: very low-density lipoprotein receptor-like
Exons: 13
Coding region: 45-1808 (587 amino acids)
Biological process (GO): receptor-mediated endocytosis
Cellular component (GO): signaling receptor complex; plasma membrane; apical plasma membrane
Molecular function (GO): protein binding; calcium ion binding; hormone binding
Source: RefSeq, a predicted model, not a curated record